Apis mellifera (honey bee) is the source of this 1129-nucleotide messenger RNA. RefSeq names its product 1-phosphatidylinositol 3-phosphate 5-kinase-like. Bases 23 to 1123 code for a protein of 366 amino acids. The record is from RefSeq and is a predicted model, not a curated record. Lineage: Eukaryota; Metazoa; Arthropoda; Insecta; Hymenoptera; Apidae. The transcript is spliced from 2 exons.
UAUUAUAGAUCGCGAGAAACAGAUGAUAAUUAGCUCGAGGGAUUUGCACGAGUCGUUCGUCGAGCCUCUCGAAUUGGUCGACGAUUCCGACAAGGAUAUAAGGGUGAGGCUCGGGAGAAGUUUGAAAAGCGUGGAAAUUUCGGGGAAAUCUCGCGAAAUUUCACGCGGAGACGGAUCCGGUCCCGCGGAGUGGUCGGUGGUCAAUGGUUCCAACGGCGCGAGGAUCUCGGCCGCGAUCGAGAAACCCGCGGACGCGGGAUUAUUCGCGCCAUCGCGCUCGGACCGAGGCGUGGAGGGAACGUUCGAUCGCAAGGACGAAGGUAGGGUGAAGAGGCAAAUCUCCCUUCCUUACGAGGCGUAUUACGACGAAGUGAAUCAACGAGCGAAUCCCGAUGAUUCGUCCGAGAUGAUGUACUACAACAAUCGGUAUUUGAAAAACGAGGAGAACCACAAUUUCCAACCGAUUUUGAACCCGUACGAGAAUAUAGGCGGCAACAAGCUCGCCGGCAUCAAGGGCCUCGAGUUGACCAAGGAGGAAGCGGACGAUUACAACAACCGAAUGUCUAGGAACAAGGAUCCCGCGAAACAGAAAAAGAAACACGCCAAGAAGAAGCACAACAACAACAACAACAAGAAUAACAACAAGUUGAAGAAGAAGAGGAAGAAAAUUCGCAAGAGCAAGCCUAGCAAGAAGACGCGUAGGAAGCGGAGGCAUCACAAAAAGCAGCCCAAGAUAAAAGAUCGCGACAAGAAGAGGAAAAAGAGCAUGAAGAAUCGUCACAACGUUAAGAAACUUAAGAUUGAUCAGAGCGAGGACGAUAAAUUAUUUCAUGAGCAGAGGAAACGGCAUCACGGCAAAGGAAGGAAGAACACGAUGAACUCGAUCAACGAUAUCCAGAGAAGAAAGAUCAACAUGUUUUUGGUAGCCGAUAAUAUGGAAGAUGAAUCGCAGAUGGAUUUGGCUGUUCAUGGUGAACUGGCAGGAAAGAUCGUGCAACAAAUUUUCGAACAGGUAUUUCUCCCUUUCUUUUUUCCUUUCCUUUCCUUUCCUUGGAUAAUUCUAUCCCAAUACGCGAUUCCUUAUAUUUCCAAAAUCGUCAGGUGCAAAAAAAUAAAGAUCUGAAGGUGU